Molecule: messenger RNA, 2031 nt
Organism: Penaeus indicus
Lineage: Eukaryota; Metazoa; Arthropoda; Malacostraca; Decapoda; Penaeidae
Exons: 8
Coding region: 1-2031 (676 amino acids)
Source: RefSeq, a predicted model, not a curated record
AUGGCGAGUCUUCAGGAAGGCCCUCGGCCCAACUUUAAUUCCUCGCGACAGGACUGGUUGAGCUGCCCAAGACAUGACACUCAUCCACAGGCAAACGAGCUAGGUGCCCAUAUAGCCUGGGUUGGCAGUCCCAGAUUAUGCAAGGACUUCUUACCAGAGGAAUCAAGGAGAGACUCCAGGGCACUAGAUAAGCGUCCUGGUCUCGCUUCCAUAGAGCAAAACUGGCAGCAACAAAGGCUCUAUGGACACAGCUUCGUCCUUUUGCAUAGUCCACGAGACCUCAUUGCUAAAUACAUCAGGAGCCACCACCACUCUGCCAAUUAUCCAGUCCAGGCAAGUAUUGAAAAGUGUAGGUGCAAGGAUACAGCCUUGCCUCACCCCAGUACCAGUAUUAGGCUUGCUAAUAAGCCAAUAAAUGAUGCGGGCAAAAACCUUGAUUGUUAUACUGUGCAGUGUGAUGCCACAGUAGUUGCUAUAGUCCUGUCGACUCCCUUUCCCCUUCCAGAGAGGGAUGACCACGCCCCCAACAGGUCAGGGGGACUGGACCCAUAUUGCCAGAUACUGAAGUCUGCUAAACCAGACUUCAGCAAUUUAGCAGGGAUAUCACAUAUGCCUACAACUUUCCUAACCUCAUGUCCGAGCCCUGCGCCCCAAGGAACAGCACAGCCGAGUGUCAGUGUCCCAGAACUCAGCACUCCAGUAAACCUUACAGUUCUGGAGGAUCCUCCGGCAAGUGCUUGUAAGAAUGUAGUUGAUCUCCUUGGUUACAGUACCCAUAUCACUAUAACAUCUCCAGCGAAGCACUUCGACGGCCACCGAUUAUUGAACGAGAAACGGUUUGGCUUUCGGGCAGAGAGAUCAGCCUCUGACCUACUUCUCGUCCAGUCAUCGUCAUGGAGUCAAGCCCUAGAUGAUGGCCAAGACACUCAUGUUAUUGCAUUAGACAUCGCUGGUGCGUUCGACAGGGCGUGGCACCGUGGCAUCAUCAGCAAGCUAAGGAGCUUCGGCAUCAGUGGGGACCUCUUGGACCUUCUCCAAAACUAUCUCCAUGGAAGAUCACUUUCCGUGGUGGUGAACGGCCACUCCUCCACCGAGUGCCCCAUCAGUGCCUCCGUGCCCCAAGGUAGCGUCCUCGGACCUCUGCUUUGGAACGUCUUCUUUAAUGACAUCCUGCAACUCAUACCGGAGGCGUCCGCGUAUGCUGACGACUGCACGAUGUCAUUCACGUGUAAGCGAGACGACCAUCAGCGAACAAUAGCGCGCAUCAAUCAGACGCUUCAGAACCUUGUGGCGUGGAGCCGGAGAUGGCAGGUGACGCUGGCCCCGGAGAAGACACAGGCGAUGCUCGUCUCCCGUCGGAGGGACCUGGCCUCCUUGCUCGCUCCAAACAUCCUCCUCGACGGCAAAAGAUUGACUCUGCAGGACUCCAUCAAGAUCCUCGGAGUAGAGUUCGAUAGCGGCUUAACAUACACGCGUCACGUCCAGCAAGUGGCCAAGACAGCUGCAUGGAAGCUUGGAUGCAUCCGUCGCAUCAGCCAUCUCCUGGACGGGCCCGGUGUAGCAGCACUCUAUAAGUCGCAAGUUCGCAGUCUUAUGGAGUACAGUCCGCUCGUGUGGUCUGCCUGUCCGCCUUCAUAUCUUCUUCUACUGGAUCAGGUUCAGAGGAGGGCUGAAGCAAUCAUCCGCUACAAAACUCGGCAACCGCUGGAUGCCACACUUCAACCAUUGCAACACCGGCGCAAUGUUGGCGGCCUUUGUGUAAUGUAUAAGGUUAACGUAGUGCAGACUCCACAUCUAUCAAGCUUACGCCUUCCCGCUCCACACGACUCCAGCUACGACACCCUCCACCACGGACGCGAGCGACAAGAGCAAGUGCGUGUGCCCUUUGCCAGGACAGAGAUCCACCUGCGCUCAUUUCUGUCAAGAUAUGGGCGCCUCUGGAACAACAUGGUCAGGAAUACCAGCCUCCAUCACGCAACGUCUCUACAACAGUUCAAGAGUCGCGUCACCAUCUGGCUCCUCAACCAAUAG